AUGGUCGUUCCAGUACCGCCCGGGGGUCCGUCGGUGCAGACAUUUGGGCUGACGUACCAGUUCCCCGACCGGUCGACGGGCGUGUCGGACAUCACGCUGGACCUGCCGCCGCGAUCGCGCACGCUGCUGAUCGGGGCCAACGGCGCCGGCAAGACGACGCUGCUGCGGCUGCUGGCCGGCAAGCGGCUGGCGCCGGCGGGGGCUAUCCGCGUCGGCGGCGUCGACCCCUUCAAGGACGGGCUCGAGGGCGUCACGUACCUGGGGCUCGAGUGGGUGCUCAACGCCAUCGUGCGCACCGACAUUGGCGUCGACGAGCUGCUGCGCUCCGUCGGGGGCGACUACUACCCGGCGCGGCGCGACGAGCUGGUGGCGGUCCUCGACAUCGACACGGCUUGGCGCAUGCACGCCGUCAGCGACGGCGAGCGCCGCCGCGUCCAGCUGGCCAUGGGCCUGAUCCGCCCGUGGACCGUGCUGCUGCUCGACGAGAUCACCGUCGACCUCGACGUGUGGAGCCGCUCGCAGUUCCUAGCCUUUUUGUACCGCGAGACGGAGCUGCGCGGCUGCACCGUCGUUUAUGCUACCCACAUUCUCGACAACCUGGCCGGGUGGCCCACGCACCUCGUGCACAUGCACAUGGGGACUGUCAGGGGCUGGGGCCCUGCCGACGAGCUGCUGCGCGCCGCCGAGGAGGAGGCCGCUGCCGCGCCGCCCCAGCCCGGCGACGACGUGCUGCUAGCCUCCGGGAACAGCCGCCUCGGCCAGCUGGUCCUGCGCUGGCUGCGCGACGACCUCAAGGUCCGUGGGCCCCGGAGCCAGAACCGCCGCGGUCCCGAGGGCCGCAGCUACACGACUGGCGGCAUUGGUGGCUACGGUUUCGAACCAAAGGCGCCGUCGUCGUAG
This is a messenger RNA of Lasiosphaeria miniovina, 900 nucleotides long. RefSeq names its product P-loop containing nucleoside triphosphate hydrolase protein. The transcript has a single exon. Gene Ontology annotation, molecular function: ATP binding; ATP hydrolysis activity. The record is from RefSeq and is a predicted model, not a curated record. NCBI's taxonomy places the organism in Eukaryota, Fungi, Ascomycota, Sordariomycetes, Sordariales, Lasiosphaeriaceae. Bases 1 to 900 code for a protein of 299 amino acids.